CCUGGGCAUCGACUUUAAGAUUUACAUUAUUGCUCUUUACAUUUUGCUGUUUCUUUAUUGUGUUUGUGGAUUAGAAAAUUAAUGAAAUGUAGAAUACUGGGAUGAUAGGGUCGAUAUGGCAUAUUUUAUGUUGCACGGGACUGUAGGCAUCAGCCACCAAGAGCCUAAUCGUAUUUCCUUUAUUGCGUUUUUUUAAUUAGAAAAUUAAUGAAACGUUUUAUAUUUAGACUGAUGGGUCGAUGUGGCAUCUACCACAAAGAGAGCAUAUAUUAAUGCUUUCUCGCACCUUAAUGUUAUUAGUUAUUUAAUUAUCUUUGUUUUUUUUAGUCUCGGUAGAAAACUUUUUUUAACCAAAUGUAUAAAUCGAAUAUAAACUGAUCAAUAGCAAUGGUUUUAAUAAUGAACUCACCGUGGUAGAGCCAAGAUUUCAGUUCUAGGGUAAACUGAAGUGUUUAUCUUCGAUCGGUGUUUCGAUUGCUUGGUGCUUGGUAAUGAAAUAUUGUAUUGAUAUUUGAAUAGAAGAUCACGUGUGUACCUUUUAAGGUGAUCGGAGAAGCCUUUGAACCGGAAUUUUUGUUGUUGUGGUGCUUGUCCAUAAUCCCGGAAAAACGUCGCCACCUUAUAGCAGUUCUCCUGGAAAGGACUUCAUAACGGAAUCAUGGAUGUAAAUAUUACAAAGAUUAAUGCCACAAAAGAACAGGGCGAUGUUAUCGAGAUUGCAGCUAUUGACUUGUGGUAUGAUGUCGUGGCUGUUGUGCUGGGCGCACUCGCAAUUACUGGAAAUGCACUUAUAAUGUUCCUCAUCGCAUCCCGACGUCGUCUUCAGCAGACGCAAAACUGGCUCAUCUUCUCUCUCAGCACCUCUGAUUUUCUCAUCGGACUCUCUGUCAUAACUAACUUUAUUUGUGUUGCCGUAUUUCGUAGCUGGGAAAUAAGUAACACUUUGAAGAUACUCAAGGAUUCUCUUUUCGAUGUCUCGUCUUUGAAUCUUUGCGUUUUGGCCGCGGAUCGAUGUGUCGCCGUUUUCUGGCCGCUACGAUACCACGCCCUUGUAAACCGUCGCAAAGUGAUAACUAUUAUAAUUAUGGUUUGGGCCAUCCCUGCGGCGAUAGGUCUUCCUUAUUUGUCGAUUCAGUCAGACGACACGCCUGCGAACACUCUGUACCCUGCAACACUUGUCUUAAUUUUCCAAACCUUUCCUUCAGUAUUCAUGGUAAUUGCCUAUAUCCGCAUUUUCUACGUUGUAUACUGGCUUAAAAAGCAAGAAGCUAUACAGAUCAAUCAAUUGCGAUUUAACCUUGCAAAUAGUGGUCCUAGCCGUGCAAUUUGUCGACCAAGCUUCUCUAUUACAAGCAUAGGAUCAUUAGUUGUCUGCUUUGCUUUGUGUAAUUUGGUGAGCUCUGUUAGAGCCGUGUGUUGGUUACUCUAUGAUCGCUGCAGGCUUCCUGUGCUAUUACUGGACAUUACUACCCUUUUAUUUUACGCUAAUGCUGCUGUUAAUUUUAUAGUGUACUCUAUGGUGAAAUCGGAUUUUCAAAGGGAGUUUCUAAAAUUCAUUAAAGGGUGUUGGUGUAGGGCGGAAGUGAGGGUAAAUACAGCUUCAACUACGACAAACAACGGGGUUUUCAUGCAGAAUAUCAAUCAUCCAGAUAACGUCAGCGAAAUUCAAACGGCAUUGUGAAAAAAUGGAAAAGAAGCCGAAAAUGAUAGACAUAUGAAGAUCAAUUGAAAUGUAGAAUCAGAACUAAAGGUAUUAAAAAAACUAAGCUAUUUGCAUA
Messenger RNA from Nematostella vectensis (starlet sea anemone), 1778 nucleotides. RefSeq names its product 5-hydroxytryptamine receptor 6. The record is from RefSeq and is a predicted model, not a curated record. The transcript has a single exon. NCBI's taxonomy places the organism in Eukaryota, Metazoa, Cnidaria, Anthozoa, Actiniaria, Edwardsiidae. The coding region runs from base 659 to 1681 and encodes 340 amino acids. Gene Ontology annotation, molecular function: G protein-coupled receptor activity. Gene Ontology annotation, biological process: G protein-coupled receptor signaling pathway. Gene Ontology annotation, cellular component: membrane.